AUGACCUGGCGACUGUGUCUCUGGUGCUUCUGCGCUUGGGUGGCCGCCGGCUGGCCACCAGGCAGCGCCCUUCAGCUCCGGCCGGGCAUGCCAAAUGUUUGCGAAGAACAGCAACUGACUGUGGUGGGACUGCCACAUCCACAUGUCCGAGCGUUCACACACACCAUCAAGAUCUGGAAACAGGGCUGCGCCAGCCCCCGGUGGUGUGUGGGCUAUGAAAGAAGCACCCGGUACUACACCAUCUACAGACAGGCAUACAGCAUGGAGCAGCAGACCAUCUACAGAUGCUGCCCUGGUUGGAGCCGGCAGGACAAUGAACCUGGCUGCCUACGCUCUGCCUCUGCAGUGGGAACUUGUUUCCAUGGGAAGAGGUGCUCAGAGGGUGAAGCCCAGCGGUGCCAGUGUUCCAAGGGUUUUCAGGGACCCUGCUGUCAAUAUGAGAAAGAGAGACAUCUCUUUGCUUCUUUGACAUAAAACUUUGUACAAAGAAAUGUCGAUGAAUGUGCCGUGGUGAAUGGAGGCUGCCAGCAGCGCUGUAUUAAUACUCUGGGCACCUUCCACUGUGAAUGUGAUACGGGAUACAGACUCCAUGCUGAUGAACGCACCUGCAUAAAGAUGGACCCCUGCACGGGUGGAAAUGGAUGUGCCCACAUCUGUCAGAGUGAGAAUGGUGUGGCCAGGUGUGCCUGUCACCCAGGGUACCAGCUGUCUGAAGACAAAAAGGCCUGUGCAGAUGUAAACGAGUGUGCAGAAGGGCUUGCUUCUUGCAGCCACCGCUGUGUGAACACAGUGGGAUCUUUCACUUGUGCCUGCCACCCUGGUUUUGAGCUGGGAGCUGAUGGAAAACAGUGUUACAGGAUUGAAUUGGAAAUUGUCAAUAGCUGUGAGAAGAACAAUGGUGGUUGUUCCCAUCACUGUGAACAUGCAGUUGGUGGGCCCCGUUGCUCCUGUAACCAUGGACACCAGCUUGAUUCAGAUGAGAAAACAUGCAUAGACCUUGAUGAAUGCGAGAAUGGAGAAGCCUGCUGUACCCAGCUCUGCAUCAACUAUUUAGGAGGCUAUGAGUGCAGUUGUCGGGAUGGCUUUCGGAUCAGUUCUGAUGGUUGUGAAUGUGAUGCUUUAGAUGAUGUUGAGCUAGAGGAAGAAGAAGAGGAAUUAGACAUUAUGAGGUUUCCAGGUCUUCUAUUCAAGAGCCCGCCUCAACUCCUGCAUCACAUGGCCACCUCUCUGCCUGUCACCCACGAAGAUGAAGCAAAUGAGGAGGAAGAGGCAAAAGAUAUUCGAGGAGAACUGACUGCUUUGCACAGAGUUGUCUGUUUAGAUCAUACCUUCGGACACGAUUGCAGUUUGAGCUGCAAGGACUGCAUGAAUGGAGGCAGGUGCCUGGAAGGAAAGAGUGGAUGCUCCUGCCCAGCUGGCUGGGGAGGCAUUCUCUGUAAUGAAACUCAUUCCCCGGAGACCAGUGGGAAAGAGUAUGAUGGCAUCUGUGAUUGUCAGAAUGGAGGCACCUGUGAUUCUCUGACUGGGCAGUGCCAGUGCCCCCCAGGGGUUCAUGGGAAAACCUGUGAGGACGCAUGCCCAAAAGGAUUCUUUGGGAAGAAUUGCAAAAGGAAAUGUAACUGUGCCAACAAUGGCCAUUGCCACAGGGUGUAUGGUGCCUGUGAGUGUGAACCAGGGCGCUAUGGGAGGUUUUGUCAUCUGAACUGUCCCAAGGGGGCCUACGGAGCUGGCUGCUCUUCAGAAUGUCAGUGUGUGGAGGAGAACACCCUGGAAUGCAGUGCCAAAAAUGGCAGUUGCACCUGUAAAUCUGGUUUCCAAGGCAACAGAUGUCAGAAAGCAUGCCCUGAUGGCUUCUGGGGACCAGAGUGCCAAUUCUCCUGUGGACCCUGUGAGAAUGGAGGUCAGUGCAACAAAAAAACUGGAAACUGCGACUGUCUUCCUGGUUACACGGGAAAAGCCUGUACCAUACUUUGUCCACCAGGCACAUACGGGAAGGACUGUAAACAGGUAUGUCAGUGUGCAGCUGAGAAUGAGGAGUGUCACCCAGUCACAGGGAGAUGUACCUGUCUGCCUGGCUACCAUGGAAACCGCUGUCAUCUCCGAUGCCAAAAAGGCACUUAUGGUCCUUACUGCCAAAGAAAGUGUAAAUGCCUGAACGGUGGCAGCUGUGACACCAUGAUUGGCACCUGUGACUGCCCUCCUGGCUUCAUUGGGGCUGACUGCAGUCAAACUUGUCCUGAAGAUCACUACGGGCAGGACUGUGUCCAGCAGUGUUCCUGUGGCUCAGGACAGUGUGACCCGGUGACUGGAGGGUGCCAGUGUCCACCUGGCCAAAUGGGAGCCAGGUGUCAGCAAGGAUGUCCCCCAACAAGGUACGGCCCAAAUUGUGAGCUAAAAUGUACUUGUAAAAAUGGUGGCCUUUGCAAUCCUGUGGAUGGAAGCUGCACCUGUGCCCUUGGCUGGACAGGAGAUUCUUGUGAAAAAGCCAAUUCUUACGGCGGGCAGAGUGGAGGAUGCAGGGCCCUGGCCAGAGCCAGUUCACAUCAGGAGUGUGCCCAGCUGCAAGGGGUGAAGUGGAGGACUCUGGGAGCAGAGGUCUCCAAACAGCAACUCAUCAGAAGAAAUUUAAUCAUGUACCACCAAUGUUUUCCUGGUUAUUAUGGUCCGGGCUGCCAUCUUAAUUGCACGUGUCAGAACAAUGGAGUUUGCAGCAGGUUUUCUGGAAGCUGUGAGUGCCUCCCAGGUUACUAUGGAAGAGACUGUGAACAUGCAUGCCUUCCUGGAUUUUAUGGUUUGAAUUGUGUUCACAUCUGUGACUGCAAAAAUGGAGCCAGUUGUGAUGCAGUGAGUGGACAGUGCAUUUGCCCAGCAGGUUUCCAUGGCAGCCAAUGUGAAAAAGAGUGUUCACCUGGAAUGUUUGGAGACAAUUGCCAUCAAUUUUGUGAUUGUGAAAGAGAAAGCUCCUGCCACCCAGUAACUGGAAAAUGCCUCUGCCCACCUGGAAGAACCGGAGCCAGAUGUGAUGCUGCAAAACCCUAUGAGAUUGUUGUUAUUCCUAUUCCCAUUUGA
Hippopotamus amphibius kiboko is the source of this 3069-nucleotide messenger RNA. RefSeq names its product EGF-like and EMI domain-containing protein 1. Gene Ontology annotation, molecular function: calcium ion binding; protein binding. NCBI's taxonomy places the organism in Eukaryota, Metazoa, Chordata, Mammalia, Artiodactyla, Hippopotamidae. The record is from RefSeq and is a predicted model, not a curated record. The transcript has 26 exons.